Molecule: messenger RNA, 330 nt
Organism: Candidula unifasciata
Lineage: Eukaryota; Metazoa; Mollusca; Gastropoda; Stylommatophora; Geomitridae
Source: the annotation of a GenBank genome assembly
AUGUUGCUUGAAAAUGACACGUUUCUUACAGAGCUUACAAAACUGUUCAGUAAAGGAAAGACUACCGGCUCAGUUGUCAUGACAAUGAAAAGAUAUGAUGGACGAAACAAGCCUAAACCAAGAACUGGAAAUAUUGUAGAACCCAUUGAAUAUAAGUGUCUGGUGCGUGCCACACUUGGAAACAAAAAAAUCACAACUGUGAUAAACCACAAAGAUGUAACAAAGUUUCAAAUGGCAUAUGGUAAUCUAUUGAAAGCAAACAUGGAUGGACUGAAGAAGAAAGACAAAAAAGCUGCUAGAGGAAGGAAGAAAACAAAAGCAACUCAGUAA